AUGACCUCGGGGGCCGCCGUGGUGGUGGACGGGGCAGCAGCGACCGCCCUGGCUGACGUGGCCGCAGACGUAGCCGCGGCCGUGGGCUGGCGUCCUCGUGUCGACACCACUACGUCGUCAUCGUCGGCUGGCGGAGUCCCGGUCGUGCAGGCCGCGCCCGGCGAGAUGGUACUGGCGUCGGCGUCGGCCAGCAAGCCGCCGACCGUGGCCAGCGUGGCGACCCAGGAGCAGGACGUCCUGGCCGCCGUGCUCUCGGGCACCUUCACCGCCAUCGCCACCACCAUCACCAGCGACGACAACAGCGGCGACAACAACAGGGACAGCAUCGGCAGUGGCGGCUACGGCCACUCGGCGGCGCUCGCGACCACGGCCGUCGUCGCCACCUCGACCACCCACCGUAGCGGCAGCGGCAGCAAAAAGCUGAAGGGCAAGCCCGGGUCGGCCACGAUUGACGUGGCUGCUGACGUCAGCAGCAGCGACGACGACGUCGUUAAGGAGGAAAAGAAAGAGAAGAAGAAGGAAAAGAAGGAGAAGAAGAACACGAGCAGCAAGCGGCUGCUGUCGGAGGAUUCGUUGGCUUCGUCGGCUUCGCAGUCGACGCUGUCUCCGACGGCGGCGUGGACGUCGUCGUCGCCGGCCGUGUCGACAGCGCGCGGGCGGAAGAAGAGCGGCCAAUUGGGCGAGCCCCAGUACGCGCUCGACCUCGUGGUCCAGAGCGCCGCGGACCUGGUCGCCGCCAACCGCAACGGGCUUUCGGAUCCGCAGGUGCGGUUGAGCGGGUGCGGGCAGAAGUUCAAGACCAAGUACAUCUCCAACACCCUCAACCCCGAGUGGCACCAGAGCUUCAGCUUCACCAAAGUCCAGGACCCGGAGCAGGACCGGAUUCUGUUCGAUGUGCGCGACCACGAGAACAUCGGCAAGUCCAAGCCACUGGGCACGGCGGUGCUGGAGCUGAAGCAGCUGCGGGUGGGCGAGGAGACACCCGUGUGUCUGCCGAUGAUGGGCCUCGCCAAGAACGACAAAAUGCAGAUCCCCGCCACCGGCCGCCUCUACCUCUCCGCCACCCUUCGAUCCAAGGAGCAGGAUGAGAACAAGAAGCGGGCCGAGGAGCCGAACGAAGGCGGCGCCGUGCCGGCGCCGACGAGCAAGCGCGCGGACGAGAGGGUCGUGGAGACCACCACCAGCGCCACCGGCAGCGGCAGCACCGCGGCGUUGGGCUCGGGACCGGUCCCGGCGCCCAGGAGCAGCGAGGAGCCGCGUCCGGCGCCGGUUCAGCCGAUCUCCGGCCCUCCGUCCCUGGGCGGCGUCGGCGAGCCCCACAAAAAGCCCCCCUCUCCUCCCUCCACCCCCCGCUCCGCUCCCCCGUCAGCCGAGGGGGUGGACCUGGCGGACUUGGACGACGGGCUCGACACGGUGGUGACCGAGGACGAGGCGAGCGGCGUCUCCAAAGAGGCCAUCCUGCGCCAGGAGGGACCCCUCCAGAUCCGCACCCUCAAGGUGUGGAAGGAGCGUUGGUUUUCGCUUGCCGACGACGGCCACCUCGUCUAUUGGAAGAACCAAAAGAAGAAGAAGCUGUUGGGGAUGAUCGAUUUCCGGGGGUGCGAGGUGCGGGUGCGCAUCGCCACCCACAAGUCGGUGGAGAAGGCCAAGAAGAUGGCCAACGGCAAAUCGGCCGAGAAGGCCAACAAAAAGCUGCGCUUCGCCUUCGAGAUCGUGCAACCGGCCAACAAACCCAUCUUCCUCCGCGAAACCCCGAGCGGGGCACAGCUGAAGUCGUACAAGGCGCACGGCCGCACGCACCGGUGCCUGCUGCGGGCCGGGUCGAAGAUGGCCAUGGACGACUGGUUCUACGCCAUCAACUACUCCGCACACAGCCUCCAGACGAGCGAGGGGCUGUUCUCGAUCCCGGCGAGCGCGAAGAUGGUGCCGGUGCCCUACCUCAGCAUCCUCAUCGCACGCCACUUCGAGGACAUGCGCACGUCGUCGAUCAUGCGGCACGUGCUCAUGAAGAAGCUCGGCGGCAAGCUCUCCGCAGUGCGCCGGCCCCCGGCCUUGGGUCCGUUGGUUCUGGAGGACUUCGACCUGGGCCAGAGCAUGAAGGACAUCUUCAAGGGCAUGCGCGCCUGCACCACCGACAUCCCCAACGAAAUGCUGGGGGAGAUCGACAUCAACUACUCGAACGGGGUCAGCCUGCGCGUGUCGACCUUCCUCACGAAGGGCAUCGUGCAGAUCCCGCUCGUCGUCGUCAUCAACAUCCACCUCCUCGCCGGCAAGUUGAAGGUGUAUUGUCCGGCGGACGUGAGCGCCAAGUGGUGGGCGUGCUUCAAUCGGCUGCCGGAGCUCAACGUGGGCAUCACCCUCUACAUCGACGGACGCAAACUGCCCGUCAGUUCACUGCCGAAGCUGCGGCAUUGGGUGUUCCACGCCAUUCAGAACAUGGUGCGCGACCGCCUGGUCUGGCCCGCCCGCCUCAAGUUCCGCUUCCCCUUCCCCGGCCAACGCAUCGAUAUGGAGAUCGUGUACGCGGUGGUGCGACCGCCGACGGCGCCGGCGCCGGUGGUGCCGGUGGAGAUGAACGAGGUGGUCGCCCGGCGCUACCUGGCCACGCGCUACUUUGAAGAAAUCAUCAACCGACGCCAGAUCCACCUGAUCGAGGAGCUGUUCACGGCCGACUGCGUGGUGCACGGCGGACUCGCGGCCAACGGCGAGGCGGCGCUCGGGCCGCUGCACGGCGUGGAGGGGGUCUACACCCACGUCUCCGCCCUCCUCACCGCCUUCCCGCGCGUGCGUUUCAUUUGCGAGAGCGUGAGCGUGGAGGGCCAGUACCACGCCAUCGUGCGCUGGAAGGCGCGCGCCACCAACGACGGACCCUUCCUCGGCCACACCCCUCUCGGGGAGGAGGUGAUCCUGCACGGCGUGACGGUGAACGUGAUCCGGUACGGCAACCAGCGGAUCGCGGUCCAGCACCACUACUUCGACGCAGAGGCCGUCGUCAACCUCCUCUCCACCAACCGCGCCCCCGCCACCCUUCCGGCCCAACCGUCGUGA
This is a messenger RNA of Acanthamoeba castellanii str. Neff, 3048 nucleotides long. Its product is annotated as C2 domain containing protein. The transcript has 21 exons. The record is from RefSeq and is a predicted model, not a curated record. Gene Ontology annotation, molecular function: lipid binding; calcium ion binding. The coding region runs from base 1 to 3048 and encodes 1015 amino acids. Gene Ontology annotation, biological process: polyketide metabolic process. Lineage: Eukaryota; Discosea; Longamoebia; Acanthamoebidae.